This is a messenger RNA of Scheffersomyces stipitis CBS 6054, 666 nucleotides long. RefSeq lists its product as uncharacterized. Lineage: Eukaryota; Fungi; Ascomycota; Pichiomycetes; Serinales; Debaryomycetaceae. The record is from RefSeq and is a predicted model, not a curated record. The transcript has a single exon. The coding region runs from base 1 to 666 and encodes 221 amino acids.
AUGAAGCCUGGUAUAGACUCUUUGCGAUAUCUCGUCUCUGUACGGAUGCACAUGUCACCUCCUCCUACGAACUCCAAAGAAGUGGGCCAUAUCCUCAAUGGAUUGCGAAACUUGGGAAAAGUUGAGUUCUUCAAGGUGGAAAGGGACAAGUCCAAUUGCGCUGUUUAUGGCCAGGAGCUCUUUGUAGUAUUCAAUCCUUCUAGAAAAGAUGCGUUUGGCUCUAUUGAAAUAACAAAAGAAAUUGAAAAUCUGAACGACAUUAAUUCAGUAGAGGAUGAGGUUACUCUACUAGCAUCGCAGAAGAAGAUCGUUGACAACAUAUCAUCCAUAGUGGCUCUUCCACGUUAUUCGUAUAUCGAAAACGACGAACGAUAUUUGAAUGGAGAAAUUGAGAUACCAUUCAAGCACCGUCUUGUCAAAGACGGCCUAAAAUACGAUAAUCGGUAUACUAUUCCAUCAUGCACAGUGUAUAACCCCUUUGCUCAUAUACGGCCGGCUGAAAAUGAAAAGAAUUUCAAUUACAAUUUUCUCCGUGCUAAUAUACGGCACAACUUCCAGAAGUUUCAUAAGUUCGAUCCUAUCACUAUCAAAAUUGGUCUCUCGCCUUUAACCAGAUGGAUUCUGCCCAAACCAAAAAAGAGUAUCCCAUUUACUGGGUUCAUAUAG